UCGACAUCAAGUUCUGUAGUGAAUUCUGUUCAUCGUUGAAGUCAUGACACGGGCAGCGACAAUCACAGGGUGGCUCUUCACGAUAGGACUUAUUUCAGUCGGUAUUUCUCAUGUGUAUGGAUUAAACUUGACAGCAAAAGAUGAGACGGGGACUAUAGGACCCCUCCCUGUGACUGUCAAGUGUGACUAUGUCGUGGAAACAGGAGAAAUCCUUUUUUCAAUAACCAUGAGUAGGGAGAGAGCUACAGAGCCAGGUUUCACAGACAUUGCAGUGUUUAGACCACCUACAAGCUCAUCACUCUAUGAUGCAAGUGUUACACAGAAGUUUAAAGAUCGGACAACUCUCAUCUUAUCUGGUGAUAUAUACAGUGGUUCCACAAGUGUGCGAUUUGAUCGUGUUGAGUGUGAGGAUGAGGCAGCUUACAAGUGUAUUGCUGCUUACCAAACAGCUUCCAACACGCCCGCUUCAGAAGAAGCAGAGAUGAAUCUUCUCUUGCUAGCUGAGCCGUUGAGACCAAUCAUAACACUGUCUCCUCCAACUAGCACCGGCUACACGGAAGGACAGCAGGUUGAGUUCCGGUGCCAGGGAGCUGUUGGAAAACCUGCCGGAGACUUCCUGUGGUUCCGGUACCGUGGCAACACCUUUACGGACAUUACCAGUCUGGCCAGACUAAAUGCUCCCUAUCCGAGUUCAGGAACUUGCACCUCUGAACGAAUAAGUCAGCUCACACUGACUGUCAGCAGACUGGACAAUGGGAUGAUCAUCCGAUGUGCUGCAAACCACACUACACUCAAAACGCCUACGGGAUCCGACAAAUGCAACUCUACAUGUCAGCAAACUGACACCAUCACAGUUUUCUAUACGUUCAGUGACAGUGACCCCGAUGUCAGCUCCAUCCCAUCAGAGGGCACACACACCGUUGGCGACACGGUCACCCUGAAUUGUUACGCUGUUACCAACCCACCAGCGACCUACACCUGGCAGAAAGAAGGAGAGGAUAAUUCCACAUCACCUGGCGAUGAAUUGAGACUUUCUAAUAUACAAAUUGAAGAUUAUGGAACAUACACAUGUUUGGCAACCAAUGUUGUUGGGGGUGUGACGUACAAUGCAUCAAAGUCCUUCAACAUCAAUGUUGUUGCUACAACCACAUCCCCUCCCACUACAACCGCUACGAGUACACAAAGACCUUCUCCUGGAAGUACUGACGCUGUUAAACCAGGACCUCCAGAAGUGCUUUAUGAAAGGCCGUAUACAACAUUGCAAUGUGGAGCGAGUGUCCCACAUGAAUAUGGAGUCAUCAGGAACGACAACACACAGGGGAUGUGUACGUCUCAGUCAACAGAAGUGCUUGAUGAAAGGCCCUAUACAACACUGCAACAUGGAGCGAGUGUCCUACAUGAAUAUGGAGUCAUCAGGAACGACACCACACAGGGGACGUGUACGUCUCAGUCAAAAGAAGUGCUUUAUGAAAGGCCCUAUACAACAUUGCAACGUGGAGCGAGUGUCCCACAUGAAUAUGGAAUCAUCAGGAACGACACCACACAGGGGACGUGUACGUCUCAGUCAACAGAAGUGCUUGAUGAAAGGCCCUAUACAACACUGCAACAUGGAGCGAGUGUCCUACGUGAAUAUGGAGUCAUAAGGAACGACACCACACAGGGGACGUGUACGUCUCAGUCAAAAGAUGGGCCAAUCUAUGAAGACUGUCUCACAAACUAAAACCAUUGACAAAUUCAAACUUAAACAUGUCCUAUCUAUGUGCCUACUAACGAAAA
Molecule: messenger RNA, 1776 nt
Organism: Haliotis rubra (blacklip abalone)
Lineage: Eukaryota; Metazoa; Mollusca; Gastropoda; Lepetellida; Haliotidae
Product: carcinoembryonic antigen-related cell adhesion molecule 5-like
Exons: 10
Coding region: 44-1720 (558 amino acids)
Biological process (GO): cell-cell adhesion
Cellular component (GO): cell-cell junction
Molecular function (GO): cell adhesion molecule binding
Source: RefSeq, a predicted model, not a curated record